CGGCACCGCUGAAGCCUUUCCCGGCAGGCACUGCGCGGUGGGGGAAAGAUGGCGGCGCUCAGAGCGGUGGGGAGACUGCGGGCACCUUCAGAGCUUCUGGCCGGGAGGUGGCUGAGGCUGUGCCAGCCGGCCAGGGAGAAGCAAUGGCAGCCAGAUGUGGAGUACAUGAAACCAUACGAUCGCGCCUGCUUGUACCCGGCCACCCCCGAGCAAGAGAAGUUGUUGCCGGCCCCCUGGCACGACAAGGAUCCCCACGCACAUAAGGGUGUGUCCACCCUGACCAUCAAUUUCGGCCCUCAGCACCCGGCCGCUCAUGGAGUGCUGCGCCUGGUCAUGGACCUGAGUGGGGAGUCCGUGAAGAAGUGCGACCCCCACAUAGGACUGCUCCACCGCGGCACGGAGAAACUCAUCGAGUACAAGACCUACCUGCAGGCCUUGCCCUACUUCGACCGCCUAGACUACGUCUCCAUGAUGUGCAAUGAGCAGUGCUACUCACUGGCUGUAGAGAAGCUGCUGAACAUCCAGCCGCCAAUCAGAGCUCAGUGGAUCAGAGUUCUGUUCGGGGAAGUCACUCGCCUUCUGAAUCACGUCAUGGCGGUGGGCUGUCACGCUCUCGACGUCGGGGCCAUGACGCCGUUUUUCUGGCUGUUUGAGGAGCGAGAAAAGAUGUUCGAAUUCUACGAGCGGGUUUCUGGCGCCAGGAUGCACGCCGCCUACGUCCGCCCAGGGGGAGUGCACCAGGACAUGCCGAUGGGUCUGAUGGACGACAUCUACCAGUUCAUCAAGAACUUCUCCAUCCGUCUGGAUGAAUUGGAGGAGAUGCUGACCAACAACAGAAUCUGGAAGAACAGGACAGUGGACAUCGGAGUCGUCACCGCAGAGGACGCACUUAACUACGGUUUUAGCGGAGUAAUGCUCCGAGGCUCCGGCAUCCAUUGGGAUCUGAGAAAGUCGCAGCCGUACGACGUUUAUGACCAGGUGGAAUUUGAUGUCCCCAUCGGCAGUAAGGGAGACUGUUACGACAGGUAUCUGUGCCGCGUGGAGGAGAUGCGACAGUCCCUGAGGAUCAUUCUUCAAUGCCUCAACAAGAUGCCCGAGGGGGAGAUCAAGGUGGACGAUGCCAAAGUGUCUCCCCCAAAGAGGUCUGAGAUGAAGCGCUCGAUGGAGUCCUUGAUUCACCACUUCAAACUGUACACAGAGGGAUACCAGGUGCCCCCAGGAGCCACAUACACGGCCAUCGAGGCCCCCAAGGGAGAGUUCGGUGUCUAUCUCGUGUCUGAUGGAUCAAGUCGUCCAUAUCGCUGUAAGAUCAAGGCCCCGGGAUUUGCUCACUUGGCCGGAUUGGAUAAGAUGUCCCAGGGUCACAUGCUGGCCGAUGUCGUCGCCAUUAUCGGAACGCAGGAUAUCGUCUUCGGAGAGGUGGAUCGGUAAUCGGCUGCGGCGUGUGAAGGAUUCUGGGCCGCGAUCCUCCAUGUUUUGCUGUGGCUUCUCCACCGAGCUCUAGAAGCGACACCGCCAUUUAUUUAAACAUUGUCCUUGUAAAGCUCUGCAAAUAAAUGUCUUUUGGUUUCCUAUCG
Messenger RNA from Nanorana parkeri, 1577 nucleotides. It is a transcript of the gene NDUFS2, whose product is annotated as NADH:ubiquinone oxidoreductase core subunit S2. The record is from RefSeq and is a predicted model, not a curated record. The coding region runs from base 49 to 1431 and encodes 460 amino acids. Gene Ontology annotation, molecular function: quinone binding; NADH dehydrogenase (ubiquinone) activity; NAD binding. Gene Ontology annotation, biological process: mitochondrial electron transport, NADH to ubiquinone. The transcript has 14 exons. NCBI's taxonomy places the organism in Eukaryota, Metazoa, Chordata, Amphibia, Anura, Dicroglossidae.